Chenopodium quinoa (quinoa) is the source of this 981-nucleotide messenger RNA. RefSeq lists its product as uncharacterized. The record is from RefSeq and is a predicted model, not a curated record. The transcript is spliced from 2 exons. NCBI's taxonomy places the organism in Eukaryota, Viridiplantae, Streptophyta, Magnoliopsida, Caryophyllales, Amaranthaceae. Bases 99 to 590 code for a protein of 163 amino acids.
UAUUAUUUUCCCACUCCAUACUCCUUUUAUCCUCCCUCACUCCCACCCCUCCCUCCCUCCCUCCCUCCCUCUAGAGAUCGACGACAACGACUAACACGAUGUUGUUGGGUAAGAGAGCUCGUCGUCACCCUAUGAAGAGAACCACCAGUAUGACGGAGUUCUCUUACGACGAUCUCUCCAUCAUCCAUCCUCAUCCUCCUCCACCAUCCUCGUCAUCCGAUCAACCCCGUGACGGGGUUGUUGCACUAGAUCAUGCUUAUAACACUCAACACCUUCAUAAAGUUAUGGGUUUUGUUUCUCCUAGAGGGAUCCAUAGGCGUAACUCUGCUGAUUUUGCUCUUCAAUCUUCCAGCUCUCCUACUAACAAUACCUUCCUCAGAACUUGCUGCCUUUGUAGCCGACGCCUCGCUCCCGGCCGUAAUAUCUACAUGUAUAGAGGAGAUAGUGCAUUUUGCAGUUUAGAGUGCCGGCAACAGCAAAUGACACAAGAUGAGAGGAAAGAGAAAUGCACUCCUAAAGAAUCCAAUUCUUCUUCAUCUCACCCUACACCUGUCUCUUCUUCCAAACCCGAGAAAAUCGCUGCGUUGUAAGGGAUAUUUACCACAAAACGACGAGUUUUGUAUUUUUUUUUUUUCCUUCCUUUUUUUUCCCUCUCCCACUUACAAGAAUAUAAAUAUAUAAAAAAAAAAAAAAUGGAAGCUUUAUGCUUGAUAUUAUUAUUAUGGGAGGUGGGGCCAAAAUUGGAAUUUCGACUACGGUAUCUGAAUUGUGGUCGUGGCUAAUCAUCUUAUAUUUGUUAUGCACGCUUGUAAAGAUUUACCAGCUGUUGGCUAAUCAUCUCAUAUUUGUAAUGCACGCUUGUAAAGAUUUACCGGUUGUUACUAUGUAUGAUGAAAGGUUUUGAAUAUAAUGGUAGGUUUGGAAUUCUAUGUGUAUAUCAUUUGCAACUUAUGCUAUGUAAUUUGAGCAUUGAAAUAGCAA